AUGGCCUCCUCUCUCUCGCAAGACGGUGGCCCACCACGACCACCACGCAAAAUCCUCCUCAUCAACGGUUCGAACCUCAACCUCCUCGGGACGCGCGAACCGGGGAUCUACGGGUCCACGACCCUCGCGCAGGUGUUGGACAACGUGACGUCGCGCGCGCAGGCUCUGGGGGUCACCGUCGUCCCCUUCCAGUCGAACCACGAAGGGGCCAUCAUCGACUUUUUGCAUUCUCAUUUCAUCCCCACCGUCGCACCCGCCGCCGGAAGUGGUGACGGUUCCACGACACAGGCGGGACAAGAACAAAAAGAACGCACCGCCGUCAUCAUCAACCCCGCGGCGUUCACGCACACGAGCGUCGCGAUCCGAGACGCGCUGCUGGCCACGUCCUUCCCGUUCGUCGAGCUGCACAUUUCCAACGUGCACGCCCGCGAGCCGUGGCGCAGCCACAGCUAUUUCAGCGACAAGGCCGUCGGCAUCAUCAUGGGACUGGGCGCGUACGGGUACAUUGCCGCUCUGGAGUUUUGGGCGCAAAAGUGGGACGCGGAGGAUGCCGCCGCCGCCGCCGCCGCCGCCGCCGCUGCUGCUGCUGCGUGA
This is a messenger RNA of Exophiala spinifera, 594 nucleotides long. RefSeq lists its product as uncharacterized. The record is from RefSeq and is a predicted model, not a curated record. Lineage: Eukaryota; Fungi; Ascomycota; Eurotiomycetes; Chaetothyriales; Herpotrichiellaceae. Gene Ontology annotation, molecular function: 3-dehydroquinate dehydratase activity. The coding region runs from base 1 to 594 and encodes 197 amino acids. The transcript has a single exon. Gene Ontology annotation, biological process: quinate catabolic process.